GGAUCAUUUGGCGAGCAGUUAUGCUCUAUGAUAAUGUGGUCAUAUCGCACCUGAACUCUGGACUAUGGGGGAGUCACUUGAUGGGGAAGUACUAAUUAUUGGAGAUGAUACGAACAUAAUUCGAUUCAAAAGGAAGAUUAAGAACAGAAACAUGUCUUUCUUUGACAGCAUCAGCUCCAGUUUUGGAAGAAUUGCCAGACGCUUAAGUGGAGAUCCGGUUUCGGAUUCCGAAAGAAUUCGGAUACUGCCAACUUCCGCCGCCAGGAGUUCCUCGUUCACUUCCGCUGUCAAUGAUUCGCUGUCCAGGAGGCCGCAUGAAGAUCAAUCAAGUUUCGGCCGAGCGGGAUCCUCAAGCCAAACUGAAGGUGCUCGGCGAAAAAGAUUCCUCUCGCAGACAGAAAACGAUGACCAUAGGUCAGAGGACCGAGCGUUUUACAACAUGGGUUUCUCGCUGUCACCUUCUGACCUUGAACGCAGCUGGAAGCAGUGGCGAUCCGGCAUGAAUGGAUCCAACAACAACAAACUCAGGCGAUCCAAAAGUGACUGUCGAAUUUCAAUUCACAGAUAUCCAAUCGAUAAUUCAUACAUUGAUAAGAAGUAUGGCAUAAUGCCAACGGAAUCAUCUUCGCACAAAGCAAUCACAUAUCUGAAGUCACAUUGUGCUUGUAAUCUGGCAUGGGUUGUUUCAUUUUUUACAUCAUUGUUUCCUGUAUUGUCCUGGUUGCCAAAGUACAGAUUGGAGUACUUACUGCCUGAUAUUAUUGCAGGCUUCACCAUUGCUAUCUUGCAUAUACCCCAAGGUAUGGCAUAUGGUGUGUUAGCUUCACUUAAAGCUGAAAAUGGAUUGUAUGUUUCAUUUUUCCCUGUUCUUAUUUAUUUUCUUCUUGGAACAUCCAGGCACAUAUCUAUUGGUACUUUUGCAGUUAUGAGCUUGAUGAUGAGUAGUGCAGUGCAUAAUGCAAACUUUAUAGCUGAUAACAUGAAUGCCACUCAUCUGAAUGCAACAACUACUCCAGAGUUCAAUAACUUGAGGCCUCCUACUCCAUUAGAAAUUGGUACAGCACUUGCAAUGGGUGUAGGAUUCUGGCAGCUUUUUAUGGGAGUGUUUCGUUUGGGUUCCUUGACUGUUGUGCUGUCUGAUUUACUAGUUUCUGGUUUCACUACUGGAGCUGCAUUUCAUGUUGCUACUACUCAACUGAAAGAUUUACUUGGUGUGCACAUUGGAAGUUACACUGGAGCCUUAAAGCUUGUAUAUAUGCUGAGAGAUAUAUUUAAACAGUUGCCACAUUCUAAUGCUGCUUCUCUGAUUAUUUCAUUUAUUGCUUUAUUUGUUUUAAUUUUAUUCAAAGAACAAAUUGAUGGAAGGCUCAAAGGAAGACUCAAAAUGCCUAUACCUAUUGAUCUCAUUGUUGUUGUUCUUGCUACCACAGCUUCAUAUUUUGGAAAUUUUUAUGAAAAAUAUGAUGUUUCUGUUAUAAAAGAUAUUCCCAUUGGGAUACCACCUCCAACAACGCCUAGAGUUCAAAUUCUCCCGAGUUUUAUUAUGGAUAGCUUUGCUAUUGCGAUUGUGGCUUUUGUCAUAUCAUUGUCUAUGGCGAAACUGUUAGCCAAAAAACACAAAUAUUUUAUUCGUCCAAAUCAGGAACUGAUUGCUUUAGGUUGUGCAAAUGUUUUUUCAUCAUUUUUUGCUUGCUACCCUUGCUCUGCUUCAUUAUCUAGAAGUUUGGUUCAAGAACGUGCAGGUGGUAAAACACAGGUGGCUGGAGUUGUUUCUUGUGGUUUGCUUCUUGUUGUGUUGUUAGCCUUAGCUCCUAUGUUUUAUUCUCUGCCUAAAUGCAUACUCUCAUGUAUUAUACUAGUUGCAUUGAAAGGAAUGUUUCUCCAAGUCAAAGAUUUUUUCAAUGCAUGGGGCAUUUCUAAAGUAGAUGCUCUUAUUUGGCUUGUUACUUUCUUGUCAACCGUUUUGUUGGAUAUAACUUAUGGGCUUUUAGUUGGAGUUAUAUUUGCAAUUUUAUCUGUGAUACUUAGAACUGUGAUACCUUCCCGAACAAUAUUGGGUCAGAUACCUGAUACUGAUAUCUAUGUAGAUAUUAAACGAUAUGACUUGGCUCAAGAAGUUACUGGAAUAAAAAUCAUUCAUUUUGAAUCUGCUCUAUAUUUUAUCAACAAAGAACUGUUUAAAAAUUAUAUUGAGAAACAUGUUCCAUUGAAAAUAGCAACUGCUGAAGAUUCUGAAACCAAGAAUCCAAGUUCACAAAUUCAUAGGAUAAUUAUAGACUGCUCCACGUUUACAUUUGUGGAUAUUGCUGGAUUAGAAGCUCUUUUAGAGGUAAUGAAAGAAUAUAAAGAUAUAGGCAUAGUGGUAUUUUUAUCAGGAUGCUCAAUUGCAAUGCAAGGGGUAAUGGAGAAGGCAAAUUUUCAAGAAAAAGUUCCUCAUCAUCCUGCAAUAUUUCCAACCAUUCAUGAUGCAGUAGUAUAUAAUUUUCAAUCUCAGAUGCAUACAUCAAAAAGCUGAUGUAUGAAUAUAGGAGAGAGACUUUGUAUUUAUUGUUGUAUAGAUGUUAAAAUAUUUUUAUGAUGUUUUAAAUUUUAUCAACUGAAGCACAUAGAAGCAAAAGGGUGUAAGUGCCAGACUAUUUAAAGUAUGGAGAUGACUAGUAUAAAUGGUAGGAGAAAGUCAUCAGUUUUGAGGCCAGGUGUAGCCCUGGUAGGUGCUGCUAUACAGCAUAGUUUAGAAAAAGUUUCCACUGGAAACUGCUAACUAGGAUCUAAACUUUGCACAGGUUUUACUCCUAAAUUCAAAAAAUCCACUUGCAUGCCUUUGCUUCUCACUGCCUCAAUGUUAUUUAUCGGUAGAAGGAAAAAGAGCUUUGAAAGUUUUUGAUGUUAAGAUUUUAAUAAGGGUCCCAACAAAUGUUUAUAAGCAGCAUGAAUCCUAUUUGAGAGCUUUGAACUUUAUUUUUGAAUGCUAAACAUUUUUAUAUUGGAAGUUGGAAGAUUCUCGAGUCUUAACUAAAAAUAUGAAAUGAUAUGAAUCUGAAUAAAUGUUUUACUUAAUUUUUCUCACAUGCAAAAUCCUUCUACCCAACAUAAAUUUCCAUUGAACAGAAAAAGCUUAAACGCAUUAUUUAUUUUUCUAACUUUGAAAAACAUUUUACAUAUCAUGUUUCCAUUUUAUACAGCUGCAUUUUAUGUGAUUUUCAUUAAGUCAUUUUAGUGUAACUAUUCAUUAGUUUUUUUUUUUUUUUAAAUUUCACUUUCAUGUCUUGUUUGUUUUAUUUUGCUUAAUUACAUAAAAUUAAAAUUUCAUUAGAAACUUAACCCUUUCAGUAGUUGAAAUUACCAGUACUUUGUGGUAAAGUCAACAAAUUAUCGGCUUUUUCCUUAUGAAUUCAUAAGAAUCUACAAAGUCUAUUUUUGAGAAAAUGUCAAAUAAAAUGUUAAAUGAAUUUGAUUUAAUUUUUUUAAAACAUAUAAAGUGUAUUUUACUUGAAAGAUUGAUGCAAUGAAAUAUUGUGAUAAUAUAUAUAGAAAUUAUUAUCAGUGUUAUUUGCAAAGAAAUGAAUGACUUUCAAAAAUAAGAUUUUGAAAAUAAAAUUUUAAUUUUAGAUUU
Molecule: messenger RNA, 3613 nt
Organism: Uloborus diversus
Lineage: Eukaryota; Metazoa; Arthropoda; Arachnida; Araneae; Uloboridae
Product: sulfate transporter-like
Exons: 19
Coding region: 65-2515 (816 amino acids)
Biological process (GO): transmembrane transport
Cellular component (GO): membrane
Molecular function (GO): sulfate transmembrane transporter activity; bicarbonate transmembrane transporter activity; oxalate transmembrane transporter activity
Source: RefSeq, a predicted model, not a curated record